Molecule: messenger RNA, 1536 nt
Organism: Eruca vesicaria subsp. sativa (arugula)
Lineage: Eukaryota; Viridiplantae; Streptophyta; Magnoliopsida; Brassicales; Brassicaceae
Source: the annotation of a GenBank genome assembly
AUGGCUUCAAUAAUGUUUUCUGAAGCUUUCACAGCCAUCUUUUGUUUUAUCAUACUUUGUGUCUUACUCUUCAAAAAACCUCAUGAUAUCUUGCUUAGAAACUGGCCAGUUCUAGGGAUGCUUCCGGGUCUGCUCGUUGAGUUCCAUCGUAUCUAUGAUUUUAGCGUGGAGAUUCUCAGGAGUUCAAACUUGACGUUUACAUUCAAGGGCCCAUGGUAUUCUGGAAUGGAUAUGUUGUUCACGGUUGAUCAAGCAAAUAUUCAUCAUAUCGUGAGCUCAAACUUCUCCAACUAUACCAAAGGUCCCGACUUCAAAGAAGUAUUUGAUGUUCUUGGAGACGGGAUACUCACCACGGACUCGGAGCUAUGGAAGAAUCUGAGGAAAGCUUCUAAAGUCAUGUUCAGUCACCAAGAGUUUCGAAGAUUGUUAAUGAGUACCACGAGAAGAAAAAUCAAGGAGGGGUUCAUUCCUCUUUUUAAUCAUUUAGCAGAGGAAGGAGCGGUCGUGGACUUGCAGGAUGUGUUCGUGAGGUUCACAUUUGACACAACCUUAGUGACGGUAACUGGGUCUACCGAUCCUAGAUCUCUCUGCGUUGAAAUGCCAGAGGCUGAUGAAUUCGCUAAAGCUCUUAACGAUGUUGGAGAAGGGAUUAUGUAUAGACAUGUUAAACCAAGGUUCCUGUGGAAGUUGCAAAGAUGGGUUGGGUUCGGACAAGAGAAGAAGCUGUCCAAAGCUGACGCCACCUUAACAAGAAUGUGUGAACAGUUUAUAUCAGCUAAGAGAGAAGAGAUUACGCAAAAUUCAAAUCAUGAAGCUGCGGAUCUUUUGACAUCACACAUGAAGUUAGAUGCAACCAAGUACAAUCUCUUGAACCCGAAUGAUGAUAAGUUUCUCAGAGACACCAUGUUGUCUUUCAUUCUAGCCGGGAGAGAUGCCACUGCUUCUGCUCUCACUUGGUUCUUUUGGCUUUUGUCAGAAAACCCUCAAGUUGUCACUAAGAUUCGCCAAGAGAUCAACACAAACCUACAAAGAACAAAUGGCCAAGAGAGACCGCAUUAUGAUGAUAUCAUUGAGUGCUUGAACAAACUGGACUAUUUACGUAGCGCCUUGUAUGAAGCAAUGAGACUUUACCCACCUGUUCCAUUUGAGCGCAUGACUCCCGUAAGACCAGAUUUGCUACCAAGUGGGCAUAAAGUUGAUGCAAGUAUGAAGGUUUUAAUCUUUCUUUACGCGUUAGGGAGGAUGGAAGCAGUAUGGGGACAAGAUGCAUUGGAAUUCAAGCCUGAGAGAUGGGUUUCAAAGACAGGAGCGUUUAUAGAAGAGCCUUCGUACAAGUUCUUUGCGUUUUUCGGGGGACCAAGAUCUUGCCUGGGUAAGCAUUUAGCUAUGAAUCUAAUGAAGACAGUGGUCGUGGAAAUAUUGCAAAACUUUGAUAUUCAAGCUGUCAAAGGCCAAAAGAUCGAACCAGCUACUGGUCCUAUUCUUCGUAUGAAACACGGUCUUCGAGUCACACUUACUAAAACAUGUUCAUCUUAG